AUGUAUCGAGUAGGCGGCUUUGGUGUUAUUGAGGCCAUACAAAUAGAUCGGAGCCAAAUCGAGCGCAUGGUCGGCGAUUUAGAGAAGGCACCGCCGCCUCCGAUCGACGCACCACCAGCUCCACAAUUGCCAUACUGGUUCACUACCGAGUGUCGUAACAAUUUGGUGAACUGCGACGUGCCAGCGAUGUCGGUGCCGAGCGCGCCGUCGCCAAUUCCACCGCCUCUUCCGAUGCCAGAUCUUAAGCAGCAGCUGAAGGCACAACUUGAAUAUUACUUCUCAAGGUGGGUUCUGUCCGGCUUUAUCAUUAUUAUUUCUUUCCGUUUUCUUGCCCUGAUGUUUUUUUUUCUCAUAAAAGAUGCUCAUUUCUUGCGGCUUCUUCCCUAUUGAAG
This is a messenger RNA of Cylicostephanus goldi, 392 nucleotides long. The record is from the annotation of a GenBank genome assembly. Lineage: Eukaryota; Metazoa; Nematoda; Chromadorea; Rhabditida; Strongylidae.